GGUCUUUAUACCUUUGUAUUUUGAACAUAUGAACAUUUAACCUGGAUAUCUCUAUAACAAUCUGUUAUGACGAUGUUUGACUUGACUGGGAUUUGAAUCAUUUCGCUACUGAUUAGUUUUUCAAUGGUACAGAAAUUUUGAGGAUGAGAUAUUUGCAGAUGGCCUUAUCGAGAUAUCCCAUUGAAGAACAUGUCGCACGACAUACACUAGGUGAACAAAACUUCAGUGAUCUUCAACUGUUUCAUUGUUGUAACUGUGGAAAAGGACUUGAUAUAAAACAUUCUUGUCCCAGACCAAAAGCUGCCUGUUCUCUUUGCAAACAACACCUCGUGAAUGUGAAUACAAAAAAGCACAAAUGUUUCCUGAGAUUAAACAGCGACGAUACCGACAAAUAUUUUUUCAAAUCAACGACAAUUAUCACCGAAGAUGUAACUGCUGAUGAAAAUAGAAAAUCCAAUAAAAAAUACACAAACGAAGUAAUUAUUCGAGUUUACAGAUGUAGGCGGUGUCGAUUAGAAUUUGAUUCUAGAAAAACUUACAGGAAGCAUCUACAUCAGCAACAUAAUGAGAAAUAUAACGUGUGUCCCAUCUGUGGCAAGUCCGUCGUUAACUUGAGUCAACAUAGAAAUGGAGUUCACGGUGAUCCUGCUUCUUUUAGAUGUUCAAAGUGCGACAAAUCUUUCUCUUGCAAAAGGCAUCUGCAACGUCACAUGCUAGCGCAUGGUAAUGAAUUUAAACAUAAGUGCACUACUUGCGGAAAAGGAUUCAAAACUCCAUUCUCGAUGAGGGUCCAUAUGAGAUCUCAUGAUGUUGUGAAGCCUUUCGAAUGCUCAGUUUGUCUGAAGACGUUCACUACAAAGCAAUGGAGAGAUAAUCAUUUGAAAACUCAUAGAGAGUAAUGGAAAUAUUCAUUUAGAUUAGUUAGUUGGGUCCAUGGCUUGUUCACGAAUCUUGAAACGCCAUCAAAUGAAACAGAACAUCGACAAACCGGGAACAAACCCUUUUUCAACUAAAGUGAUACGGAGCAGUCUCCAGUUUUGUUCUUGUUAUUAAGUAUUCCUACCAGAUGAGUAAUUGUUGCACAGACACAAAGUAUAACAAAAUUUUCAGUGAAGAUUUGCCGCAAACCAAGAUAAAGUUGUUUUUAUCUGGAGCAAUCAUAAUUUUGACGAAUGGUAAACUACCAUCUUUGUUCUAUAAUUUCAUUAGAAUAUCUAGCAACGAAUUUGAAAACCUGAUAAAUCUGUCGGUGGGAAAAAUAUCCAAGCAGAAUACAAACUAUAGAGUUGCUAUUUCUUUCAAGGCCAACUAAAUUACUUGAGGUUUGCAGUCAUUUAUGUAAAAUAUUGUUGAUAAAGUUCAUAAACUACACGUAAAUAGCGGAUCAUACUUUGAAAUCACCUGGUGCUCAAGCAAUGAGAUGGAAUGAAACAUACAAAUCAAUCGUGAUACAAUACAAGACAAUGGUUCUCUUCUGAGGUGCUUGGCUGAUCCAAGAUCCAGUGCCUAUCCUUGUCAUCUAUGGGAUCGAUAGAAGACGCAAUCCUUGAAUAUCAGAAAGGAAACUUCGUUUAUUCUCAAGAUUCAUGAUAGAGAAAGUUCGUAUUCGAACUAAACAAUGAACUCAUGUUUCAACUUAUGAAAUCGCAGACCAAAAUCUUCGUUAAUAUGCAUAUGUAUCCCUUUUUUCAUCAGUUGAAUUCCACCGAUUAAUCAAAUUAGUUUACGAUGGAUCUGUUGAAGAUUAUUUUGGGUGAGAAAAGGAACAGUGACUGCUGUUGGUUGGUUGAUGAGUGACAAAAUGCCCUCAUUGAUAAUAUAACCGUGAUUAGUACUCCACUACCUAUUAAUUGACAGUUGGCAGCUUGAAAUAAUUCAUAUAUAGAAUUCGUCAAUGUAGGUACAUCGAUGAAAAAAAAAAGUGUGAUGAAAUCAAGUGUGAAAGCCGGUGAAUGAGAUUAUAUCGGUGAAGUAAUUGUUGAAAAAACGAUCAUUGCAGAUAUGAACUGAAAGACAAAUCUCUAAAUCAUUUAUUAGUUUUCAUUUUUCAGAUAAAAUUAAUAUAUUUAUUUUGUGUGAUUGAAUGAAAUUGUAGAAACCUAUAA
Messenger RNA from Leptinotarsa decemlineata (Colorado potato beetle), 2105 nucleotides. Its product is annotated as gastrula zinc finger protein XlCGF44.2-like. The record is from RefSeq and is a predicted model, not a curated record. NCBI's taxonomy places the organism in Eukaryota, Metazoa, Arthropoda, Insecta, Coleoptera, Chrysomelidae.